Messenger RNA from Salmo salar (Atlantic salmon), 1913 nucleotides. It is a transcript of the gene gcnt3, whose product is annotated as glucosaminyl (N-acetyl) transferase 3, mucin type. Gene Ontology annotation, cellular component: membrane. The record is from RefSeq and is a predicted model, not a curated record. Lineage: Eukaryota; Metazoa; Chordata; Actinopteri; Salmoniformes; Salmonidae. Gene Ontology annotation, molecular function: acetylglucosaminyltransferase activity.
CUUGAGCUGAGGUCGAAGUGAGACACAUUCAGUUGAGCAGCAGUCUUAGGUCUCCAUUGAUACUAAUAUCAGAUAAAGAAUACUAACAAGACAUCAUAGAAAGAGAAUACCUGACUAGUAAUGGCUGCAGUUUCCUUAUGCAGAUCUCAGAGAGUGUUCAAGAACUUGUCUCUGAUCCUACUGAGUGGAUCAGUCUCUCUGCUCCUGUGGAUGACUCUCAGACGCCCGCCGGGCUCAGACAGGAGUCCUCUCCGCUCUCCGGACCUCCUCCCCUCGGACUACGCUGCCGACCUGCCGGCCUGCUCAGCCAUCAUCCGAGGAGACAUGGAGGGUCUGGAGAGUGAGCAGCUCAGCCUCCUGCUGAAGACCAUGAAGAAGCAACAGCUGCUGUCAGAGGAGUUCUACCACAAUGUAACUCAGGACUGUCAGAGGUACAUUGCAGACAGAGGGUUCGUCACCGUUCCUCUGAGCCAGGAGGAAACGGACUUCCCCAUCGCUUACUCCAUGGUCAUCCACGAGAAGAUUGAGAUGUUCGAGAGGCUCCUGCGUGCUUUGUACACUCCGCAGAACGUCUACUGCGUCCACGUCGACCAGAAAUCAUCCGAGGACUUCAGGAGUGCAGUGAGAGCUAUUGCUUCCUGCUUACCCAAUGUGUUUGUGGCCAGUAAGACAGAGAGCGUGAUCUACGCCUCCUGGUCCAGAGUGCAGGCUGACCUGAACUGCAUGGAGGACCUGCUAAAGUCACCUGUCCAGUGGAGAUACCUUCUCAACACCUGUGGAACCGACUUCCCCAUUAAGACCAACGCUGAGAUGGUCCAGGCCCUCAAGCUGCUGAACGGGAAGAACAGCAUGGAGUCAGAGGUCACCAACGGCUACAAGAAGGGCAGAUGGCAGUUCCACCACAACGUCACCGACACCGUGGUCAGGACAGAGGUUAAGAAGACCCCUCCACCAAUCAACACCCCCAUGUUCUCUGGCAACGCCUACUUCGUGGCGUCCAGGGCCUUCGUCCGUCACGUGACGGAGAGUCAGGAGGUCCGAGUUCUGCUGGAGUGGGAGAAGGACACCUAUAGUCCUGAUGAACACCUGUGGGCGACUCUGCAGCGGAUGCCCUCUGUCCCAGGCUCCAACCCCCACAACAGUAAGUACGAACAGUCUGAUAUGAACUCCAUGGCUAGGGUAGUGAGGUGGAGCUACCUGGCUGGGGAUGUGAGGAGCGGAGCCCCCUACCCACACUGCUCCGGGACCUACAGGAGAGCUGUGUGUGUCUAUGGAGCUGGAGACCUUCAGUGGCUCCUAAACCAACACCACCUCAUCGCUAACAAGUUUGACCCCGAGGUGGAUGAUGUGGCAAUUAGAUGUCUGGAGUCAUACCUGCGCUUCAAAGCAACACACCGUGUAUCAUUAAAGACAGUGGAAUCUGGGAGUUUCGUACCAAAACUAUGAAAGGUUGUAAAUACAAUAGUGUAGCUGUUUUUAACCCUUAAACUCUAUUCUCAAACAGCUAGAGCGUGUUUUAUUUCUGAUGUUACUGUAUAUUUCUGAUGUUACUGUAAGAGGGUUGUAAAUAAAAUAAUGUAUUUUUUUUUUUUAAUGUUGGGGUUGCCAUGUAUAUUCCAGACAUACACCCUCCUGUAGUCUUUAUUUAGUACCCCAUCUAGUCCAAUGACUAUCUUCACUGAACACAUCAAUUCUGUAACAGUUAUACCAUCGUUAUUACAGUUCUACAUGUAGUCAUCAAUGCCGGGCUAGAAAGUUCUAUAACACUAUAUAUAUACAUACUGUGUGUAUGAGGGCACGACAAAACCAAGUCUAAAGAUGCAUCUCAACAGCUUCUACCCCCAAGCCAUCAGACUGCUGAACAGCUUCUACCCCCAAGCCAUCAGACUGCUGAACAGCUUCUACCCCCAAGC